AUGUUUUAUCCAUUUCUUUUCUUGAUAGCUUUGAAUAUCGCCACGAUAUCAAGUUAUGAAACAAAGCCAAACUGGUCGGGUACAUUCAAUGUUACUCCAUUGUGUAACCGAGACGUAUGCUGCUGUCUUUCUGGAGAAGUCAAUGUUAAAGAGAUAGCUUAUUUCUUUAUGACAUUAUCUGGUAAAUUAGUAGGUCAAUGUAAUGGACUUUCAACAUUCUUUUUACCUGCUAUCAAACCAUCGACAUUUUCAACAAAAUUACCAAUUGUUGGUGUUAUGAAUUUGAGCGAAGACAGUACUUUAGUUACUGUAGAAUCACCAUUAGGUACUCACUGUAACGGACGAGCUGUUCGAAAAUCAUAG
Molecule: messenger RNA, 363 nt
Organism: Adineta ricciae
Lineage: Eukaryota; Metazoa; Rotifera; Eurotatoria; Adinetida; Adinetidae
Source: the annotation of a GenBank genome assembly